AUGGCAUCGGCAGCAAACGAGUCAGAUAGUUACGUACCCGACGACGAUUCUAACAUUUUGUCUGACUCCGAAGAAGACGAGCGGCCUAACCGGUGGCACGGCCCCAGGACUACGUGGCGAGGCUUCAAUAGCGAGGAAAUCGCUACAGCGACCGCGCUCAAGGAGAUUCAGGACAGGGAUCUAUCAGUGCAUUUAUACAAUGCAUUUGCGCUGAAGCAGAGGUAUAGGGGAGCGAAGGAGGGGGUGGCGUUGGAUGGGCCGGUGGCUGGGAAGGACAUCAACGCCGCGACGGGCGAGCUCGUCCAGCCGGAUGACUGGCUACCCCAGCGGUUAUGGACCGCUUGGCCGAUGCGCGCGGAUAAGGUCCCGUCGCUACAGGAUAGUCGGAUGAAUGAUCCAGAUGAGCGGUUUACUCUUAGAAAGCGGGUUCGCGAGAUGCCUAGCACGGCACUGGAGGAAAUCAUUAGCGGCGAGAUUUUGAAGACGGCGAGGCAGAAAUUUAAUGCUAGGCCUUGGACUAAGGCGAGUGCGCCCGGUGAAGAAGCAGACGGGGAGUCGGAAGAGGGCGACGAAGAUGAAGAUGAUGGGUCGGAUGUAGAGACGAUGGCGUCAACGUCUGCAAGUGGUCUGUCGAAAAGUAGAUCGAGGUCAAGGUCAAGAUCGAGAACCGUCAAAUCUGAAGCCACUAUUGGCGAUGGGAAAAUGGGGGUCGAUGAACACCUCCCCUCAUCAAAACCACAAGAGGACGACGACGAAAAGCCUCGUUUAAAACCAGCGGUAUCUACGGAUGACGAUCUAUCAUACAACCUCUUGCGUCCGUCUGUCCGACACAUACUCACUCAGUUAGACGCAACCCUAAUGGUCUUACACAACGUGCAGGAAUCCACGCUCAACUACCAAUCUGACUCUAGUAACUCAGAAGCGUCCGAUUCCUCACGACGCAGCAGCCGCAGCAGAGGACGAACAUCCCGACCACGCUCACGAACCCCAACAGCCGAUGGAGUAAAAAGAGGAAGAGGCAGACCCCCCGGGUCCCGCAACCAAUCCCGCGCGCGAUCAAAAUCGCGGGGCCCAACACCACUCGUAACCGAAGACGAAGGCGAGCAGCCUAAAAAGCGCCCCGGAAGACCGAAAAAGUCGUACCCCCGCCUCGACGGCGAAACCGACAAGGAAUACACCAUCCGCAUCGCCCGGAUCCGGAAACAAGCCCUCCCCAUAUUCUCCGACUCCGAAGUCGAUCCAAACCCCACCUCGGAAACAGACAACCCAGAAAAGCGAAGAAGAGCCAACUCAAUCGACAGCGGCAACUCAGGCGACGGCGAACAAACCGCCGGUCCCAGCACCCGUCGCCGAAAACGCAAACCCCCUCUCUCACAUCCACACUCAACAUCAACAUCAAACCAAGGAAAAGCCCCGCGCCGCGCGUCAUCCGCGUCCACAACAACCAGCCGAAACAGCCGAACCAGCAAAAGCGGUAGAGCCACAGAAAAACGCACCCGCAUCGGCCUCCGGGACUGGCGCGACGUCCUCGGCGCCGCGGCGCUAGCGGGGUUUCCGCCCGCGACCCUGGACCGCGCCGCGAGGCGGUGUGCGGAUUUGUUUGUGGGGAGGGUUGGGCUGGUUACUUUGUCUGAGGGACCUGCUGCUACUCACGCGAGGAAGGGGGUGUUGGGGAGGGAGGUUGUUUAUGUGCCUGGGAUGGGGUAUCCGGCUUUGGUGGAUUUGGGGGAGGGUGGGGUUGGGGGUGAGGGUGAUAGGGGUGAAGGAGGAGGGGAAGGGGGAGGAGGAGGACAGAUGAGUAUCCCGAUGCGUUCGCGAGCCGGAAGCGCGGCGCCGAGCGCCAUCGCCAUCUCUGAAGACGAGGCUGGGCCCUCGGAAACACGGGUGCGGAGUCACAGCGUCUCAAGGCCCCGCGCGCGCAGCCGGUCGCGGUCGGUGUCUGCAGUGUCUGGGCCGUACGUGUGUUCUAUUAAAGAUUGUCCGCGGGCCGCGGACGGGGAGGGGUUUGCGCGGAAGCAGAAUUUGCUUAGGCAUUUGAAGCUUGUGCAUGGGUUGACUGGCACUUCGACCUCGGCGCCGGGGUCGGGGUCGGAGGGGUUGGGAGAGGAGAUGGCGGAGGAAGAGGUGGAUAGUGAGGAUGAGAUGUAUGGUGCGGUGCAUGUUGAUGGGUUUCUGAAGCCGAUUCGGAUGAGGUCCGGCUGGAGGGCGGCUGAUUCGGGGGCGAGGACUAGGAGGUCUGGGUAUGGGAGUGGGAGUGCGAAGGGGAGGGGGAGGAAUAGAGGGAGGGGGAAGGGGAAGGGAAGGGAUGGGAGUGAGGCGGAUGAUGAUGGGGAGGAUGAUGGUGAUGGUGAUGUGAGGAUGGGUGGGAGUGGGCUUGAUGAGUAG
Annulohypoxylon maeteangense is the source of this 2385-nucleotide messenger RNA. RefSeq lists its product as uncharacterized. Bases 1 to 2385 code for a protein of 794 amino acids. Lineage: Eukaryota; Fungi; Ascomycota; Sordariomycetes; Xylariales; Hypoxylaceae. The record is from RefSeq and is a predicted model, not a curated record. The transcript is spliced from 2 exons.